CCAGGAGGAACUUGAUGAAAUGUAGUCACAUUAAAGAAAAAGAAGCGUGUCCAACUUUUUCCACCUUCUCAGAGUGGGCUUCAUGACCUCUGUCCAGACUGGGGAGUUCCCCUUGUUUCCUGUGGGACACCCCUGUCCUUCCCUGCAGGACUCUGUAACCCUGACCAGAAGGACUCUGCUCCCUACCAGUCGCUGAAGAUCCACCAUCUUCUCUCAGCUCACAGCCAGCCCUGUAUGUGUGGCAACACUCUGAGCCAGAGUGAAUGUGGCUUACAAUGUCCUGCCCUGACCGCAGCUAGGAAGAAGGCGAACUGAAAAAUGGUCCACAGUGAAGAACGCUGACUGCUCAUGCAGAGGACCUGAGUGUGCCUCCCAGCACCCAUGUCAGGCGGCUCACAACUGCCUGCAACCCCAGCUCCAGGGAAGCUGAUGCUCUCUGGCCUCUCUGGGCACCUGUGCACACAUGGCACACGUGCAUAUGCAUAAAUGAAAUAAAAAAGGGGGAAAAAUAAAAAUAAAAAAGGGGGAAAAAACCCCAGAAUGGAGAUCUCCUGGAGUCUGGAGGACUUUUCCGAGGGAGAAUUAGGCGCCUUUCUCUCUUCUGGGUGCCGGGGACAGAACUGGACAUUGAACAUACAAGGAGAGUAUUCUGCACUGAGCUGCACCCUAGCCCUGGGCUCUGACUCUCUCCUGUCAUUACACUACUGGCCAGAGCAGUAAGGGGGCAGCAGCAGCUCAGACUCACUGGAGGGCCAGAGCUGCGACUAUGCCAGCAAGAGCUACGAUGCUGUCGUCUUCGACGUUCUCAAAGUGACUCCUGAGGAGUUUGCCAGUCAGAUCACAUUGAUGGACAUCCCCGUGUUCAAAGCCAUCCAGCCUGAGGAAUUGGCCAGCUGCGGAUGGAGUAAAAAGGAGAAACACAGUCUUGCCCCCAACGUUGUGGCCUUUACUCGGAGGUUCAACCAGGUCAGUUUUUGGGUCGUACGAGAAAUUCUAACAGCACAGACUUUAAAAAUAAGGGCAGAAAUCCUGAGCCAUUUUGUGAAAAUAGCCAAGAAACUUCUAGAACUCAACAACCUUCAUUCUCUCAUGUCUGUGGUGUCAGCAUUACAAAGUGCUCCCAUCUUCAGGCUGACAAAAACCUGGGCUCUUUUGAAUCGAAAAGACAAGACCACUUUUGAGAAACUGGACUACCUGAUGUCCAAAGAAGACAACUACAAGAGAACUCGGGAUUACAUCCGAAGUCUGAAGAUGGUGCCCAGCAUUCCCUAUCUAGGAAUCUACCUUCUGGACUUGAUCUACAUUGAUUCUGCAUACCCUGCCUCUGGCAGCAUCAUGGAAAACGAACAAAGAUCCAACCAGAUGAACAACAUCCUCCGAAUCAUUGCCGAUUUACAAGUUUCCUGCAGCUAUGAUCACCUCACUACCCUGCCACAUGUGCAAAAGUACCUGAAGUCUGUGAGAUACAUUGAAGAGCUCCAGAAGUUUGUAGAAGACGAUAAUUACAAGUUGUCACUCAGAAUUGAACCAGGAAGCAGCUCUCCAAGACUAGUCUCUUCCAAGGAAGAUCUUGCAGGCCCCUCUGCUGGCUCCACCUCAGCCAGGUUCCGCCGGAGGCCCACCUGUCCAGAUGCAUCUGUGGCCGGCAGCCUCCCCACACCACCAGUCCCCAGACACAGGAAGAGCCACAGCCUGGGCAACAAUCUGAUGUGUCAGUUGAGUGUAGUUGAAAGUAAGAGUGCGACAUUCCCAUCGGAGAAGGCCAGGCACCUGCUGGAUGACAGUGUCCUAGAGUCCCGCAGCCCCCGCAGGGGCCUCACCCACACCUCUUCCACCGCCAUCACCAACGGACUCUCCCUAGGCAGUAGUGAGAGCUCAGAGUUUAGUGAAGAAGUGUCUGCAGGGCUGGAAAGCAGGGGACGUCUUUAUGCCACGCUGGGGCCUAACUGGCGGGUUCCAGUUCGGAAUUCUCCCAGAACUCGGAGCUGUGUCUACAGCCCCACAAGCCCUUGCACCUGUACUGUGGGAAGCUCAGCCACUGUGCCCACUAUGGAGGGGCCUCUGAAACGGAAAACCCUGCUCAAGGAAGGCCGGAAGCCUGCACUGUCCUCGUGGACCAGGUACUGGGUUGUACUCUCAGGAUCCACCCUCCUUUACUUUGGAGCCAAGUCCUUGCGGGGCACAGACAGAAAACAUUAUAAAUCUACACCUGGCAAGAAGGUCUCCAUCGUAGGCUGGAUGGUGCAGCUGCCUGAUGACCCCGAGCACCCAGAUAUCUUCCAGCUGAAUAACCCUGACAAAGGCAAUGUUUACAAGUUCCAGACGGGCUCCCGUUUUCAUGCGAUACUAUGGCACAAGCAUUUGGAUGAUGCGUGUAAAAGCAACAGGCCUCAGGUACCUGCAAACCUUAUGUCAUUUGAAUGAGUAUCUGCAGGACUUGGCGUGACUGCAAAGGCUUCUGAGAGCCUAGACUAGGUCGGGUGGAGGAGAGCAGCUCUGGGCAUAAGCUGUAGGCCAAGGCAUUGGAGCCUCAUAGCUGGACUCGAGGAAUAUGGCCGUGGCCUCAGAGUCCUAGAUGGCUCCCCAGUGUGAGAUCCACCUGUCAACCCACAGCAACUCUCAUGAAUCAUCCUGCAGCAGCACCCUACCGGGUGGUUGGCAAACCCCAAACUGCGCACCCUAUGCCCCCUCUCUGGGCCAUCGUCUGUCCACCAGCUGCUUCUGCAUCAGGGGAGCAUUUGACCCAUGUUGGGUUCUCCAUGCUUUCUGCUGCACACAGAGUGGAUGGCGUUAAUCUUCAAGAGGGCUGGAGAGCAGAGAUGGGCUGCUGGACAGGCUUGUUACACCCCAAGUGCACAGGCCACUCACCCACAGGGCCACCUCAGAUUUUGUAUAUCCCCAAAGUAUCCUCUGUGUGUGUGCAGUACAUGUAUGAGUGAGUGAGUGAGUGUGAACUCUCUGAGAAACAUACAUUUUGGCACAAGACCUGUAACAUCACACACUUGUUGGUUUUGAGUCCCUGCUUGAAGCUUUAGUUACAGCCUUGCCCUCUAAGAAAAGUCUGAAGGGAGUCCAGAAGUUCUGUGUUAAGGGUCCCUUGAGUUCUUUUACUGUAAAUGAACAAUGCCUUAAAUCGUGUCUUGUUUUCUGUUCCUAUGGGUGCUAUUCAUCUGGAUGGCCUGUUCCCUCGACCCUAGGCCCUCUGGGGUCUUGUCAGCCUGCAUGAGGCAGAUUCAGGACCGUGUACUGGGCACUGGCCUGCUUGCUCCCUACCAUGAGCUUUCCUUAUCUCGCCCACUCCUGCCAUGCUGGUGUGGCAAGCUGGGACCUUUUCUCCCAGCAGCUUGGAGGCCCCCACAGUGAUCGGUGGUCAGAAGCUAUGCCACCCCUCAUUCUCCCACAGGGCAGAAUUGUGCUCCCUUUUUCUCACCAUUGCCACCACUGCCAGGGCCGGCCACACUGAUUCCUGAUCACACAGGGAGCUGAGUGACACGGAGGCCUUAAGUCCCCUCAGUCUUGCCCCUGAAUGUAGUCACCAGCAAGUUCUCAUCCAAGUCCAAGGGCCCAGCUGUUGAUGACCAGGUGACAGGAGAGCCGAACCCUAGGGAGUAAGAUGCCCAGCCUCUGCAUUCAUGAACAAGGGCUGUCUGUCACCUGUUGUCAUAAGUGAGGUGAUUUCCACUUUGCACAUUGUAAUUCAAGUGUAUUGCCCUUUCUCAUCACUGAUGCUCUCUGCCCUUCUUCCUCUUCCUCCUUGAAUCUGGGUACCCUAGCCCUGAGAAGACCACCCUCAGUUUUCUGGAAAAGGCUGAAUUUCUGGGUCCCUGUGGGUAUCAUAGUUUUAUACAGUGACCCAGUCAUGAAACUGUCCCAACAAUAAUGGAGAAGCUGCAGACAACACCAUAACCAUGAACUUACCACCAAAAAGCACUGCAUUACAAACAAAUGGUGACAUGUCUCUAAAAUCAUGAAUGACUUGGUGGGGCUAUUAGUUGUCAUCAUGGUGGUAUGUUUUGGUCAAGCCUUGCUGUACUCUGAAGCUAGCCUUCCUGUGGGCAUAGCCUGGAUAUUUUCAUGCCGACAAACCUUGACCACAGCUGCCUUGCACAUCCACCCCCACCAGUGGUCCAGCUCUGUGCACCGGCUGUAUGCACUGGAUUCUACCCACAUUGCUCCAGUUAGAAUCCAGAAGAUGGACGACAGUGUCAGAUACUGCAGGCACCUCCAGAACCAUGCCACUUUAACCUAUAUCAACUCCGAGUCUGCCUGCCUGCCUGCCUAUUCCUAGAAAGCCAGAAUAUCAGCUGCUAGUUUCCUUUAGGUGUCUGCUCUUGAGCUCAUUUUUGGGUUCUCAUAUGUGCAAUGUCAGACAUCAAAAGCCCCAGAACUUCUGUCCCACUCAGAUAACUUUCUGCCCUUUACAGAUUUGUCUUACGAGACACAGUGUUUUCUUCCAGGCCUAAUCUGAAAGAGUACAAUCACAAUUAUUUUCAAAGCAUUUAAUCUUCUCCCUAAUUGAAAUGAACUCCCCUCCCACAAGCAUCCUUACCAUGGACCCUUGGAGACAACCGCUUGGACUUUAUUAGUGAAAAGCCUUGGAGGGCUCUGGAGAGCCUUGAAGGUAGCAGGAGAGCUCUGUAGAUGGAAUUAAAAGAUAUUUGGCUCUCCAAGCACGGGCUUAGGCCAAGUGCUGGCUUGUCACACAAAGCUGUAGGGGAGGUGGCCAGGUCAUGUGACAGAGGCAGAAGUCCUUUGGUAGACUCUUAGCUUGGAAGGAAGCUGUUCUGUACUUUUGCUCCACUGUCCAUAGUACACAGAUACUGUGAAACUGUUGGAGAUAAACCAUGGCACCCCAAACUGAGAGCUGUAGAAUGCCGUUUAGAAACUGGGAUGGGCAGCUGGUAGAAUUAUGAAGUCCCAAGAAACACCUGCUCACUCAUAAUAGGAGAAACCUCUGUCCCUCUCCAGUGUACAAGUUUUGUAACUCAAGGUCAGCCAAGUAAGUAUAUGUUGGCAAGCAAGAUAGCUUGUGAAGACUGGACUUGUUGGGAAGCAGCAGAAACACUCCUACACGAGCCAGCAGCAGAGUUUGGCCCUUCCCCUCCUCUGACCAGAUGCCCCAGGGCACUUGUUGGAUCAAUUUGCUGAGCAGGUAGACACAUCUGUGUCUUGCCAGCAGGCUCUCUGUAUUUCUCCUUCUUACCAAGAUGGCCAGUGUUUCUCCCAUCAGUUUACUCUUGCCUCUUGAGCCUAAGGAAAUUGUGCCGUUUUUUGUUUGUUUGUUUUAUUGCUUAUUUUUUAAUAUCAAUUUUCAGAUGGAAAAUGAUCUAUAAAACUGGGAAGCCAUUUAUAAGCCAAGACUGCUUUAAUUUGCACAUGGGAUCCAGAACUUUGCAACCUCUAUUGAAUAUUGCCAAAAGCACACCUCUUCUUUUGUGUGACCCUUAAACUGGCCCUGUGUCAUGUUGAUAUGUUGGGUGAUUUCAUGUUAUAAAACAAACAAAAAAGCCCACCCUGUGCAAAGCCCCUUUUGAAAGUGUAUUUAUUGCAUAAACAUUCAUAUCUCAAGUGAGUAUUUCUUAUACACCACGCUCUACCCAGACUGAAAAUGGCUAGAAACAAGACAAAUCCAAUUUUGGCCUCUGUAGAACUUACCCAAUCAGUGAUCAAAUAAUCACCACCUCAUACACCAACUUUGGCAAGACCCUGUCUUUCCCCUCCACCUGAAUACAAAUCUUGUGCAUUGGUUCUCCCAGGAAGAAUUCAGAUUGAAUGGGAAUGUUGGGAGAGUAAGCUGCAUUGAGUAAGUAGCUGGAAUCCCAACAGGGGAGGCUGGCUGCCUCUGAGUAGCCAGAUACAGAUCUGUGUUCAAGAAUGGUUACAGGGAGGAUGCCAAAGGCAGGAUGAGAGAGUAGGGUCUGAAUGCUUGCUGUAUGCACAGCCCCCACCCCCAUUUACAAUGUAACUUCAGUGUUAACAUUCAGUUACAGUAUGAGUGGGAGCUGCGUGUCCCUGGGAGCCAAGGACUUGGACUAUGGUCCACCUUGUAACCUGCUGCUGCACAAGUGUGUGUCCUGUGGACAGCCCCAAAGUGCCACUCACAGCUGCAAGGUGAUAGGUCAUCUGCCAUUUUGGAAGGACUGUGACCAUUCAGUAAUAAUAGUAAUUCAUUUAUUAGUGAGGUAUACUGUUUAAUAAAUUUUGUGCCAAAAUGCAUGGUUUCUCACUUAGCAUUCAAAAUGUUGUAUAAAGAGUAGUUUUCAAUUUCUUACGUGUUCUUCCAAGUAAACUGAAAAUGAGUUUUCACAUCUUACUUUGUUUCUUGUUAAAUCUGCUGCACCUCUCCAAGCUGUCUUUUUUCCCCAGCAGACCCUGCAUGCAGUUGUGUGAAGACUUUUCUCUAACAUUUGUAAAUUGUCUCAUCUGCAAUAACCACUGAACAUCAUCCCUCCUUGGGAUUCUUUAGAUUUUUGGUGAAGUAUUUUGUUACCUCAGUCUUGUAUCAAGUUGCUGUAUUUUUCAGCUUGUUACACUGAUAAUAAUUGUUUCACUAAUUAAAUACUUUAAUGUACAGACAUCUUUGUUUACUUUGAAAUUAAAUGUGUUUUCCAAUGAA
This is a messenger RNA of Mastomys coucha (southern multimammate mouse), 6616 nucleotides long. RefSeq names its product Ral GEF with PH domain and SH3 binding motif 1 (gene Ralgps1). The transcript is spliced from 19 exons. NCBI's taxonomy places the organism in Eukaryota, Metazoa, Chordata, Mammalia, Rodentia, Muridae. Gene Ontology annotation, biological process: Ras protein signal transduction; positive regulation of GTPase activity. The record is from RefSeq and is a predicted model, not a curated record. The coding region runs from base 847 to 2424 and encodes 525 amino acids. Gene Ontology annotation, cellular component: plasma membrane. Gene Ontology annotation, molecular function: guanyl-nucleotide exchange factor activity.